AUGCUGUUCCGAAUCCAAUCGAUGAGGGUGCUGCGGCUGAUGGCUCUUCUGGAGCUUCUAUUACUGCUCUUGCAAGUAGACUUGGUUGCUGCGGCAGGAGAGAUGGCCAAGUUUACCGAACCCCAAAUGAGUCCCGGGGUCUAUCAUCGUCAAGACAUGUGCGAACAGUUUCACCUCCAACGCAACGGGACCAUUGAGCUCCAGGAUGCAUUGUCUGGCAAGGAAUUGAACGUCUUGGUGGCCCCCGACUACUUUCAUUACGACGAGGAAACGGGAAUUGCCAACUAUCCCGGGUUGGCGGCCGUGAUUCUGGACGAGUUGGCCGAACGAGCGGGAUUUACAUGGCGGCACAGUUUUGCCGCCAGUCAUGCUCCCACUGGCGCCAACGAAAGUUGGACCGAUCUCUUGCUGUGGGGCAUUGAAGCCUACGACUUGAAUGCCGACUGGUGGGCCCAAAACUUGGAUCGCAUGAAUCAGGGGGCCGUCUUUCACGAAGAUUGGUACGAUGGAAGCAUCAUUCUCAUUACCAAAACAGUGCCAGAAGUCAUUAGUGACGAGAUUGUAUGGACCAACUGGAUGUUGCCCUAUGAACCCAGUGUUUGGGCCCUCACGGUCUUUACCAUUGUCCUCUCUGGUAUUGUCUACCAAAUCAUUGAAUGGCUGGCCGAUGACAGAGGCAAUCGGUCACUAUGGGAAUGGUGGCAAGAAAACUGUUACUUGAGUUUCAUCAACUUUACACAAGCGUACGAGUAUCAUCCCAAGAACUUGGCGGGAAGAAUAUUUGGGAUCAGCAUGGCUCUCUGGGCGCUGGUCAUGACAGCCACUUACACAGCCAAUUUGGCCAGUCUCUAUGUAGACCGGAAACCACAGGUUGUGCAAGUGGACACGGUGGAACAAGCGGCGGUGUUUGGCUUCAAGAUUUGCACGUGGGAGAAUACCAACACGGAUUUGUACGUCAAGGAAAACUAUCCCUCGGCCUAUCGAAUACCCAAAAAGACCAUUGAAGAAGUCUACGACGGCUUGAAUCGUGGGGAAUGCCAGUACGCGUUAGAAACAGUCACGAACUGGGAACUAUCCAGACGCAUACGAUCCUUCAAUCCAACCUGUGAAUUGGAAUGGGUGGGAGAACCUCUCUACCGCAUCAAAGAAGUCAAGGCAGGCUUUGCCAGCAAGGCAGACUCGGGCAAUCUAUGUACCAACUUGGUCCGCGACGUACUCAAUCUACACAUGGAAGCCAUGAAGAACGACGGAUUCAUUGACGAUGCUUGGGAGGAAGACCGCCGGAGGAAACAAUCCAUCAACUGUGACGUAUACGACCCCGAGUUGGAAGCUGCGGCUGCCGUUCUCUCCACGACAGUCUUGUCCGAAUCCGAAGCACCCCCGGACGAGGAAUCGCCCCUGACACGACGACGGCUGCGACGGGAAAGUGCAACACACGAAAGACAAUUACAAUUACAACGGUAUCUCAAGGCAGCCGGCAAGGGAGCAGUGGGAGGUGCCGUUGCAUCCCAUGGCGAUGCCACGGAAGAAUCACAACAACUUACCAUGAACCAAAUGAUUGGAAGCUUCAUGUUUCACUGGGUCACAAUGGUGUUUUCCUUGGCCAUUGCCUUUUGGAACAUGUACUACAAUAAGCACGUCAAAAAGCCGGCCAAACGUCUGGUGAGAGCCGCCACGAUGCGUAAUCUUAACACUGGCAGAAGACUGUCGCCGGGCAGAUUGUCGUCCGAUCAAGAAACCAAAGACUGUUCCGAGCGUGAAUCCACCGAAGAAGGUCGAGAAGACACGAGUGUUUGUGCCUUUACCAACCGUGCCGACGUUGCCACCGCCGCGACUUCUAGUACCCGUACGAGUAGUGGGAGUGCAAAUACGAGUACGAGUGGACGUGUUGUUGACAAAGGCGCAUAUGAUGCCCUCUCCCAGGAAGUCACCGCCAUGAGAAGAUCGCAAAUGCUCAUGGAAGACUACCAACGACAACUCCUUGAGGAACAACGUAUCAUGCAACGGCAGAUUCAAACUCUGCUUUCCAAUCUCCAACCUUCCUCCUUAUCCGAGCGUCCAUCCAGAAUACCCACUGUAUCUACCAUAUCUGCCGCGACCGGCAUGCUUUCCGGCCGUGACAAUGGCACUGUUGAAUUGUACUUACCCGAAUAG
This is a messenger RNA of Seminavis robusta, 2154 nucleotides long. The record is from the annotation of a GenBank genome assembly. NCBI's taxonomy places the organism in Eukaryota, Bacillariophyta, Bacillariophyceae, Naviculales, Naviculaceae.